GCAACUCCAUUCUAUCCACUGCCCUGCUGCUUCCGGUGGAGACUGAGAGCAAUUGUGCCGGAGGUCGGGCGAGCACCGGGAACACCGGCCGAUAACGGGGAGCGCUAGCUGUGCUCUUACCUAGGACUGCAGGCUCUCCUCCUCCUCAUCAUGGCGCUCAGCGUUGCCUCCCAGUUCUUCUCCCAGGAUGAUUCGGCCUCAGAUGUCGUCUCCACCUCGGAGAAGGUGGUGGAGUUGCUGAACAUGGCGGCCCUCGCCACCAACGAUUCCAAGAUCACCAUGCUGAAGCAGGUCCAAGAGCUGAUCAUAAACAAGGACCCCACGCUGCUGGACAACUUCCUGGAUGAGAUUAUCGCUUUCCAGGCCGACAAGUCUGUGGACGUUCGCAAGUUUGUGGUGAAUUUCAUAGAAGAAGCCUGUAAGCUGGACAGCGAGCUCCUCGUCAAGCUGAUCGCCAACCUGCACAUGUUACUGAAGGACGAGAACGUCAACGUGGUGAAGAAGUCCAUCCUGACCAUGACCCAGCUCUACAAAGUGGCCCUUCAGUGGGUGGCCCGGUCCCGUCCGACAACGGAACGUCAGGAGUCCUGCUGGGAUCUGGUCGCUGAGAUGGCUGCCGACAUUCUCCAGCUUCUGGAGUCGGACAACGAUGGCAUCCGCACGCACGCGGUGAAGUUUGUGGAGAGCUUGAUUGUCACCUUGUCCCCUCGUACUGCGGACAGUGAGAUUCCCCGGAGGCAGGAGGGGGACAUCAGCCUGGAGCAGAUCCCCACCGAUCACCCCUUCCUGAAGUACAACAAGCUGCGAGAUGUCGGGAAGCAGGCGGUGACGGAGCUCCUGAAGUUCAUGGCUCACCCGGCCAUCUCCAGCAUCAACCUGACGGCGGCGCUCGGCUCCUUGGCCUCCAUCGCCCGUCAGAGACCCAUGUUCAUGGCGGAGGUGAUCCAAGCCUAUGAGACUCUGCAUGCAAACUUACCUCCAACUCUUGCCAAAUCUCAAGUGAGCAGCGUUCGAAAAAACCUGAAGCUGCAAUUGCUUAGUGUUCUCAGACACCCGUCCUCUUGUGAAUACCAAGGUCCCAUCAGCACCCUUCUAAUGGAUCUGGGCACUGCACAGGCGGAGAUCACACGCCACCUCCCCCCACCUAGGGAUCUUGGGCGGAAGAGGACGAGGGAGGGCGGCGAAGGAGCUCAGAAGAAGAGCCGCACAGAUGCAUCGUUGGCUGAUGAUGACGAUGACAAGGACGCCAUUUCCACCGCUACCUUACCGCCUGCGGCCCCGAGCUCCCUGUCUGCUACGGACAUCACUGCGGAGUUUCUUCAGCCGCUGCUCGCUCCAGAAAGCGUGGCCAACCUGGUCCUGAUCAGCAUGGUCUACCUGCCGGACACCAUGCCGGCCUCCUUUCAGUCCACCUACACUCCAGUGGAGUCUGCAGGAACAGACGCUCAGAUCCGCCAUCUUGCCCGUCUCAUGGCCACGCAGAUGACUGCAGCCGGGAUCGGACCUGGUGCUGAGAAGGUGACGGAAGCUCCGGUGGAAGUGGUGGAGGAGGAAAGCGCCAAGCCAGAGGGGCUCGUCAUCAGGAGAAGGGUCUCCUCCCUGCCCACCCAGGGCCAGGCCAUCUCUGUGGUGGGCUCCCAGGCCAAGGAUACAAAGGAUGAAGAUUUAGGGGCCCCACUUGCCAAAAAAAGACCUGAGCCUAUCCUGCCGGUGCCCCAGCUGAGGGCGUCUGGAGCCGGAGGCCGUAAGAAGAUCUUCAGACUGAAGGAAGUGAUGGAGCCACUGAGCGAUCCUCAGAUCCGGAACCUGAAGCUGGCAGCUGUGCUGAGGAUCCUGCAGGCGGAGCGCAGCGUGGGGGGCAGCGGGGCAGCUCAGAUGCGGGUGAAGGUUCUGGCCCGAUUGGUGACCCAUCUGGAUACGUCGCUGAAGGCUGAAGUCUUGAGCCACUUUCUCUGUGACCCUCGUGGACGUCUGGACCUGGCUCUAGCCUGGCUUUUCCAGGAGUAUUGCGAAUACCAGUCUGGGGCAGGGGAAGAUGGCUAUCAGGAGUGCUUGAUUGGUAUCCUGACCGGACUGCAGGAACGGCCAGACCAGAGAGACGGGGUCUUCACCAAAGUGGUUCUGGAGGCUCCUCUAUUGACAGACUCUGCACUGGACGUCAUUCGCAAAUACUGUGAGGACGAGGGUCGCAGUUACCUAGGGAUGUCCACGUUGAGGGAUCUCAUCCUCACCCGCCCGGCUCGGCAGUUUCAGUAUUUGCAUUUACUUCUGGACCUGAGCUCCAAUGAGAAGGACAAGGUCCGGCAGCAAGCUCUGCUCCUUAUUAAACGCAUGUACGAGAAGGAAAGUCUCCGGCAAUACAUAGAAAAGUUUGCACUUAAUUACCUGCAGCUGCUGGUCCACCCCAACCCUCCCUCUGUGCUCUUUGGGGCAGAUAAGGACACAGAGGUGGCUGCUCCUUGGACGGAGGACACGGUGAAGCACUGUCUCUACCUCUACCUGGCCUUACUACCACAGAACCACAAGCUCAUCCACGAGCUGGCAUCCGUCUACACAGAAGCCACAGCGGACAUCAAGCGGACAGUGCUGCGUGUCAUUGAGACCCCGAUCCGGGGCAUGGGCAUGAACUCUCCAGAGCUGCUCCUGUUGGUGGAGAAUUGCCCCAAAGGGGCAGAAACCCUGGUGACUCGUUGCCUGCACAUCUUAACUGAUAAAGUUCCUCCCUCCCCUGAGCUUGUCAAACGUGUGCGGGAUCUGUACCAGAAGCGCCUGCCAGACGUCCGCUUCCUGAUCCCUGUGCUGAACGGCCUGGAUAAGAAGGAAGUCGUUCAGGCUUUACCCAAACUCAUCAAACUCAACCCCAUUGUUGUGAAAGAAGUCUUCAAUCGACUGCUUGGAACCCAGCAUGGAGAUGGAAGUAGCUCAAUGUCUCCCCUGACUCCUGGAGACCUUCUGGUUGCUCUUCAUAACAUCGACUCCAGUAAAUGUGACAUGAAAUCCGUCAUUAAAGCCACCAACCUUUGCUUCUCUGCCCGCUCGGUGUAUACAUCUGAAGUGCUGGCGGUGGUCCUUCAACAGCUGAUGGACACCACACCGCUACCCAUGCUUCUUAUGAGGACUGUUAUCCAAGCCCUAGGCAUGUAUCCCAGGCUAGGGGGCUUCAUUAUGAACAUCCUCACACGUCUCAUCUACAAGCAGGUCUGGAAGUAUCCAAAGGUUUGGGAGGGUUUCAUUAAAUGCUGCCAAAGAACCAAGCCACAGUCCUUUAGUGUCCUCCUCCAGCUCCCUCCUCCACAGCUGCAGUCAGUCCUCCAGACAUCUCCUGAUCUCCGAGAUCCCCUCCUGGCUCAUGUCAGGACCUUUACCCCUAACCAGCUGGCCCAUGUUCCUCAUGCCAUUGUGGCAAUUCUAGAAGCUCAAUCCAGAACGGACACUGAAUCAGACGAUGUUGCCCAGGCAGAAGAGGUGGCAGAGAUUACAUCCCAAGACACAGUUGCACACCGUCUUGCCCAAGAAAAAUCAGCCAAGCGGCAGCUUCUAGAGGAGCAGAAAGAAAAAAGUGUGCAGAAGGUGGAUGAGGAAACUGAGCUGGAUCUCCCUGUUAUUCUACUAGAUGAAGAGGAAGAGAUGGUGAUGAAAAGUCAGGGGAAAGAGUCUCCUCAAGAAGCUGAGAGCGCCCCUGCCAACACCACACGUUCUCCACCCCCUGAGGAGCCAAUGGAAGAAGGACUAGACCAAAGAGAAGAUUAGAUCACCCCUCGUUGUCACAUUGUAGUUUCUGACAAAUAAAAUGUGUCUCUUGUCCGGGGCCAACACGAUUUUUAAAGUGGAUUUCCAGGUGCCUUGUGUGUUCUUGGCCGAUAGUUAGAAAUUCCUUUUUACCACGUUCUCCCGUUCUCCUUCCCUGUACAUUGGAUGUCAAUAGGAGCAGCACCACUAGUUGUCUGUAGCUCCGGUGUUGACUUCUGCGCUGGACCCCACAAAUCAUCUAAUGAUGGUGUAUUCUGAGGAUCGACCAGGCUGGACAAUCCGUUUUAAGUGGUGCCAUUAAAAAUACAACUAUUGGUUGUUUUCCAAUAAUCGAUCUCU
Molecule: messenger RNA, 4089 nt
Organism: Bufo bufo (common toad)
Lineage: Eukaryota; Metazoa; Chordata; Amphibia; Anura; Bufonidae
Gene: SYMPK
Product: symplekin
Exons: 27
Coding region: 151-3750 (1199 amino acids)
Cellular component (GO): mRNA cleavage and polyadenylation specificity factor complex
Source: RefSeq, a predicted model, not a curated record